Striga asiatica is the source of this 687-nucleotide messenger RNA. The record is from the annotation of a GenBank genome assembly. Lineage: Eukaryota; Viridiplantae; Streptophyta; Magnoliopsida; Lamiales; Orobanchaceae.
AUGACAGUUUCGACGUCGAAAAUAGCAGAUUCGGUUCACAGAGCAAUAUCUAAAGUAACAAACGAGGCCCAUUUUAGCAACUUAAUCGAUUGGGUUGAGAUUCACAGACCUGGGUUGAUGCUUUCAAAGAGCGUUAUCGGGCUCGGUGGCGGGCCCACCCUCGUGAUAUCAUCGGGCCGAAGCUUUCCGGUGGCUGAGCUGGACUUUGGGUUUGGAGGCCCAGUGCUGGGUACGGUGGGCUCAACCAUAGAAAGGCUUGGAGUUGGGUAUAUGAACCAAAGGCAGAGCGAGAAAAAAGACGGGUCUUGGAUAAUCUCGGCGAUCUUGUGGCCUGAGAUGGUCGAGGCCCUUGAAUCAGAUCCUGACCACAUAUUUCAGCCGAUGAGGAUUAAUCAUAUUCAACUGAAAGAACUGAAGACAUGUCUUUCUUCUUUCAGUGGAAGCUCCGAUCAAAUGCCGCCUGAUGGGCCGGGGCCCGCCUACUGCGGUUCCGGCAUCGGAAUUCUGGGUUUCUUUAGGGUGUGGGGGAGAGUAUUAGGGGGGGACGAUCGAUCGGAGGAAAGAGUACUGCGACGGUUGAGAGAUGCAAAAGGAGAAUGGCGGCGGAGGGUUUUAGGGAAAUGGAUGUUUAGUGCGGCGGCGGCGGAGGAGUUUGUGGUUGAGAGAGGCACAAAUGGCCACGAGUAG